CCAUUUACUAGGAAAUGUUGAAAAUGAAGAAGACGAGGAUCAUGUUGUAUUAGAAAGACCAAUGGACACACCAGCAGUCGUAGGGGCUGUGUACAAGCAAAAUACUCUUGGUAACUAUGAGCUUGUAGAGUUACCAGUGAGGGAAGGUCCGGGUGAAGGAGGAGCGGCAGUCAGAACGCAACCGUCGGAGAAAGCAAUGGUAGACAAACUGAUCCAGGAGUAUGGUUUUAAUCAGUACGUCAGCGAUAAGAUAUCAUUGGACAGAAACAUUGCCGACCUCAGAAGUCAACAAUGCAAGCACUGGCAAUAUCCCGAGACACUACCCACCACCAGCGUAAUAAUAGUAUUUCACAACGAAGGCUGGUCCACGCUACUCCGUACAGUUCACAGCGUGUUCAAUCGUUCACCGCCACAGCUGUUACACGAGAUCAUUUUAGUGGAUGAUUUUAGCACAAAAGAACAUCUGAAAGAGCGUCUUGAAGACUACAUCCAGGAAAGCAGGUUUGGUGAUAAAAUGAAGCUGGUGAGGAACUCGGCUAGAGAGGGCCUGAUCAGGACCAGGAUCAUAGGAGCCCGCCAUGCCACGGGAGAUGUGCUGCUGUGGUUGGACGCUCAUUGUGAAGUGGGGAUCAACUGGCUACCUCCUCUCCUCACUCCCAUCGCCGUUAACAGGACAACGGCAGUGUGUCCGAUCAUUGAUGUGAUAGAUAACAUGGAUUAUAGGGUGUAUCCACAGGGUACAGGUGAUCAGGAUAGGGGUGGCUUUGACUGGAGUCUCUACUGGAAACAUCUUCCUGUACCAGAGUUUGAGAAACGCAGGAGACAGCAUCCUUCAGAACCCUACAGGUCACCAGCAAUGGCAGGAGGACUAUUUGCCAUGGACAGAAAAUAUUUCUUUGAACUCGGUGCUUACGAUGAAGGACUUGAAAUCUGGGGUGGAGAAAACUUUGAACUAUCUUUUAAAAUUUGGAUGUGCGGAGGGUCGUUAUUGUGGGUACCUUGUUCCAGAGUUGGUCAUGUCUAUAGGAUAUUAGGGAAAGUCCCCUAUUCAGCUCCAAAUGGAAGCAUGCUUAUACUCAGUGAAAGGAAUUUACGGCGUGUGGUAGAGGUGUGGUUUGACGACUACAAAGAGUAUUUCUACAGGAGCAAGCCAGAGUCCCUACUUGUGUCAACAGGAAAUAUAGAGAAACAGCUUGCAUUCAGGGAAAAGUUUAAAUGCAAGUCCUUUGGUUGGUUUAUGAAAGAGAUUGCACCAGAUGUCAUAGAGAAAUACCCUCUGCCUCAUGCUAACAAAUUCUGGGGAGAGAUUCGAAAUAAAAAGGGGGCACACUGCGUCGACUCGAUGGGGUCAAAGGACGGUGGGCGUGUGGGGAUUUCAUACUGCCAUGGGGCAGGAGGUAACCAGCUGUUCCGGGUGACCGAUAACGGUCAGCUGCGUAUCCAUGACCAGUGUGCCUAUGACCAUUAUAAGGAGGUCAGGUUAAGAAGAUGCGGUGGCUCAGGCGGAGGAUGGUCCUUUGAUGAGUCAACGGGUCUUUUACAUCAUGCAGGCACAAGCCAGUGUGUGGAACACAAGCCAGGGGCUAAUGAGAUCAUACUUGCCAAAUGUCUAUCCUCAAAACCAAGUCAAUUAUGGGAAAUCAGCAGUAAACAUCUCAGGCAUCAUUAACCCACAGCAUCUCAUUAUCCGCAAACGAUAAGACGUCAAACUCCAAUUCUCUGACCGUUAACGCCUAAUCUACGAUCAUCACGGGGUAUUCAUAUCCGGCUAGUUGUAAGAUCUCCUGAGGAUGCUGCAUGGGGAUCGUACAAUUUUGGUAUGGAUUCAUGAUCACUGUAGAGUCUAUGUUUUUCUUUAGUGCAGAAAAAAAUCAAAUCGUAGAAUUGUAGCCCUUAAAUACAUUGUAGGCGCAUUGUACGAUCAGCGAAGUUGCAUCAUAUGAUCAGUGCAAGGGCUUGGUCUAUGGUUUAGCCGCCCUACAAUCAGUAUAGGGAUAUCAUACGAAUCCUUGUAGGCCUCUGUAUGGCAUUGCCUUUGGCCCUGUAAGAUACCCUACAUAAGAUAUUCUCCAUUGGUUAAAAUAAUGUAAACACAGAAAUCAUAGCUUGUAGCCACCUGCGAUGCCCUAAAACAGUCAUACAAUGAUCGCAGCAAAUGUGAAUGUAACUGAAUAGGUUACUAUGUUGGAGCAUAGAGUUCCAAAGCGAUUACACGUUACUCUUUCUUCCGGAAGCAUAAUGAACAACUUCCACAAGCUAAAUUGGUGGGUAUCGAUCUACGUUGGGUCCAAGAUGCAGUCGUAUGAAUACGGUAAGUAUCGGACUAUAAACCGCACCUUUUCCUCGGCGGGCAAGAGCCAAAAGUCGGGGUGCGAUUAAUCCACAGAGCUAGGUCUGAGCCGAGCCAGACUCAGCCUGAAAAUAAACCAAGACCACUACCAGUUUACAACUCGUCGGGUGGCCAAGCGUAACCGCUUGGGGCAAUGUCGUUUAGAGGGGUACUAGCCGUGGGUAAAAAUGGGAAGCGACUCUGACUACUGGUAUCUUAAUCAAUAAAUGUCCAUCUAAGAUUGAUUGCAGUAACAAACGCACCUACCUUCAUGAACCUGAAAUUGAUUUUAUGAAUAGUGAGAGUUUAUUGUCAUUGAUUCACAGUGAAAAAGUUCAGACAUUCGCCAAUCGACAGCACAGCGCAGCCAAAUGAGACCUGCAUGUUUAUUGCAACGUCGACGUAAGCUGGCUCUAUUCACCUAACCAUGGCAGAUAAAAGGGAUAGAAAGUCAGUUUGAUUACUUUUUUUUUGUGUGAUUCAUCCGAAAAUGAUGGUGCGGUUAAUUCACGAGUGGUUUAUAGUCCGAUACAGACCCUACUUAGCCCCAUUGAAAUCGGUGUAAAUUGGUCUUGUUCAAACAUUGUUGAACCAGCCAAUAAACACUGAUGUUACUAGUGCCUAGCAGGUUUUCAUUUAUUCAUUUCAUGGACCACCAUGCACCAAUUUAUAUCAAAUUAGUUGUGUGGAAGAUUUUAAUCAUACUCUUUUGAAACAUGGUCACAAAAUUGCUGAAAUGCACAAAGUAAGAUUGAUGACGUCACAUUUUAUUGUAGUAGGUAUUUCAAUACCACAUCGGGGUCAAUUCUGAUGGCUUGCAUCAGCAUUUUAUUAUUGCUUCUCUAAGUCACAAAAGAAGUGCUAGAGGUUAUGGGUUCAAACUUUUCCCCUGAUGAUUAAAGUGUACUUGCUAUCAGCAUCAUGCUCUAGUUUUGCUGAUCUAAUAAUCAUUUUCCUGCCUGAAAAGUCAUUAAUUAAAAAACCAUUUUUAGAAAAUCUAUGCUUUUCAUCUAAUGCCAAAAAAUUGUUAUUUUCAACUCAAUUAAGUUGUCUUUUCAAAUAUUUUUGUAACGUUACAGAUAAUUCACUAUUUUUUAUUUGAUUUUACUCUUUAUGAAUGUUGCUAUCCAAAUGGAGUUUGAUUAGUGGUAUUUAUCUAAAAACUAGUUUUACUUGUACACAUAUUCUGAACUCUAUCAUCAGCAUCUCUUUUUCAAUUAAAUAUUUCUAUUUUCUUUAGUAAUUUUAAUAUUUUUAAGAAAGUGCAAUAUUCAUUUAGAGAAUUUAUCUCUGAGAUGAAGAUUAUUUUAGGGAGUUUCAUUCUAUGUACUAUGCGAUGCUUGUGAAAGCUUGAUAUUUUGCAUGUAUGUGUAUUCAGUUUUGUACUCUUUCGCAAGUGUAGAGCUUGAACAUCAUGCAUUGCUUUUGAUGCGAAAUCAAAUAUAAUGUUUCAAUAGGUUAUGACAUGUUAAUAUCUUAAUAUGGUAACUUCACUGUAUUGCCUAAAAAUACUUAUAUUGUUGGUAACCAUCAUUUAAAGUAUUGCUGUUAUAAAAAAAAAAUUAUAGAAUUUUGAUAGUCUAGUUACCGAUGAAUUUAUCUUAUAUUACAAUGGAGAUGAAAUUUUUUGAAAAUGCAAGUCCAAGAGUCUCAGCUUGAUCUAUUUUCAUUUUGUUUGGUUAGAAAUAAGAAUUAAUGCAUUUUGAAAUUGAUUAUUAUAAUUGUAUUUGUGUGACAUUUGAAGUUGUGGUGGACAAAAUUGAUACAUGGGUUUGAUUUUGAUUUUUAGAAGUAAACAUCUUUAAUAUUAUUCAAUCUUGAUGUAGCAUGUCUGCAUAUCAUUUCACUGCAGAAAAAAGAAUGUCCAAAGAUAUGGUAAAUUAUGAUAUGCAUUUUUCUUGCCAAAGUAUAAACCCCAGUUGGCAGAAUUACGAAACCCAAAGACUGGAUAUUUGUGUAUUUUUGCAUCAUCUAUUGAAAAAAAAGAAAAAAUGUCCUUGUCAAUCUGUAAUCAUAUUAUUGUUUGCAUGAUCGGGGGGGGGGGGGGGGGCAUUACACAACAAGUUAUGAUCGAAGACAACUCCAAAGUCAAACGCAAUAUGAUCUCUACCAACAAAACGCUUUUGAGUUGUGUUUAAAUGCAACAAAUUUCUGCAACACACCAAUGAGAGCAUUUCAUGAAAGGACCUGUUGGACGUUUUAUCCGACACGUCUCAAUUUAUCCGACAGUGCUUCUCAGCCAAUCAAAAUCAAGGAAAGGCGUCAGAUCUGACAUCUUGUCGGACAAAAAUAUUGAUGAAACACUCCCCUGGUGGGCGUUUCAUGAAAGUUGUCAGCACUGACUAAAGUGCCAGUGCUGACAAUAGUGAAAUCCUUGCUUUUGAUCGGUGAGAAAUUCUGGCCUCUGACUGUUACUAUGGUAACUGUCAGAGAAAGUAAACUUUGUCAGUGCUGACAACUUUCAUGAAACGGUCCAUAGGAGGGUGUUGUUUCACAAAGAGUAAAGUGUGACAUAGAGUCAAAGACCCGUAUUCUGAACUCGGGUUUAAAUUAAACCCUGGUUCAAAGUUGUUGUUUAACUAUGGAGAGCCAAUUGGGGCACGAGCCCCUUACAGUAAACAUUCAAUUUAUUAACUCAAAUGACGCUCAAAUUGUUCAUAAUUGUCUGGGAAUGAUAACUGAAGUAUUUUUCUUUGUUAUGAAAGCAAAUG
Messenger RNA from Lytechinus pictus (painted urchin), 5040 nucleotides. RefSeq names its product N-acetylgalactosaminyltransferase 7-like. The coding region runs from base 62 to 1669 and encodes 535 amino acids. The transcript has 10 exons. Gene Ontology annotation, biological process: protein O-linked glycosylation. Gene Ontology annotation, cellular component: Golgi apparatus. NCBI's taxonomy places the organism in Eukaryota, Metazoa, Echinodermata, Echinoidea, Temnopleuroida, Toxopneustidae. The record is from RefSeq and is a predicted model, not a curated record. Gene Ontology annotation, molecular function: polypeptide N-acetylgalactosaminyltransferase activity.